Molecule: messenger RNA, 4350 nt
Organism: Rhinolophus ferrumequinum (greater horseshoe bat)
Lineage: Eukaryota; Metazoa; Chordata; Mammalia; Chiroptera; Rhinolophidae
Gene: WDPCP
Product: WD repeat containing planar cell polarity effector
Exons: 18
Coding region: 788-2899 (703 amino acids)
Biological process (GO): establishment of protein localization; nervous system development; cilium organization
Cellular component (GO): axonemal basal plate
Molecular function (GO): protein binding
Source: RefSeq, a predicted model, not a curated record
GGAACAGACUCGGGAAAGCGAGCGGUGAGAGAGAGAAAAAGACGCGGCUCCCGACCGCUGCGCCCUCUGGGAACUGUAGUUUAUACUGCUCUGUUUCUUGCGCAAUCUCCAGCGCACUUCCUUCAAGCGUUGAACUACACUUCCCGAGGUCAGAGGGUAUUCUCAAGCCCUGCCUGCGUUCGUCCUCGAUUGCAAAGUAGUCCCGAGGGCGAGCCGCUGUGAUUGGAGAAUCGCGGUUUGGGCUCGCAGGAAAAGACUGCCUGAUGGCGCCCAGCAAUUGGCGAGGGCGAGAGGUGUUUGAGGAGUGUGUGCGUCAGGGGAGUAAAGUCAGACCUCUUAGGUACACCACCCACACGUGCGCAACUGAGACUUUAUCCUCCCGCAAGAGUAAAUGUGGGAGGUAAAGAGAUCUUCCGCUGCGUACAGCCGGCUCGACCCGGAAACAAAAUCUUUUAAAACACUAUUCAUAGUUUGAAGGGGCGGGAGGAAUUGACGUGUCGGGAAGACUGAAUGGCUUCUCGUGUUGCUAAGCGACGAGGCCGGGGAGCAAGCGCUUGCAUGGGCCGCUGGGGGGUACCUGAAGAAUAAAUAGGGGCAGCACCUCCGAGACUUAGAAGACCAAGCGAGCGUGCCGCGCCCUCCCGGGUCAUCGUUCCCUAACCAGGGUAGCCUCCACCCCAGGUUGUGUCCGGUGACUAGGUGAGGGGUUUGCGGCGACGCCCCCUCAGGCGGCCAGGGCCCUGAAUCUUUCCUACUCCGGAAGGACACAGAUUCCUUCUGCCAUCAGAUGUCUUUCUGCUUGACUGAACUGCACUUGUGGUCUUUGAAGAAUACCUUACACAUUGGGGAUAGAGAUAUCGGCAUAUACCAGUAUUAUGACAAAAAAGAUCCACCAGCGACAGAGCAUGGUAACUUAGAAGAAAAGCAGAAGUUGGCAGAAUCACGAGAUUAUCCUUGGACGCUCAAAAAUAGACGCCCAGAAAAACUUCGAGACUCGCUCAAGGAGUUGGAGGAGCUGAUGCAAAAUAGUCAGUGUGUGCUGAGCAAAUGGAAGAACAAAUAUAUCUGUCAGCUCCUCUUUGGUUCAGGUGUGCUGGUGUCCCUAAGCCUUUCUGGGCCGCAGCUGGAGAAAGUGGUGAUUGACAGAAGCCUGGUGGGGAAGCUCAUCUCAGACACCAUCAGUGACGCUCUUCUCACAGACAGCUUUAUCAUCUUAUCAUUUUUGGCACAAAACAAACUAUGUUUCAUUCAGUUUACCAAGAAGAUGGGUUCUCCUGAUGUAAACAAAAGAUUGGAAAAACUCUCAGCCUUGGAAUAUAAGAUUUCCUACUAUGAAAUACCUGGGCCAGUAAACAGGACAACAGAGCGUCACCUCGCUAUCAAUUGUGCUCAGGAUAUAGUUGUUUGCUGGUGGCCACUGGUCAGUGAUGAUGCUUGGCCUUGGGCCCCCAUUUCUCCUGAGAAAGACAGAGCCAAUCUGCUGCUCCUGGGUUAUGCUCAAGGAAGACUGGAGGUUCUGAGUUCUGUCCGCACAGAAUGGGAUCCACUGGAUGUUCGCUUUGGCACCAAACAGACUUAUCAGGUGUUGACAGUGGAGCACUCCAUCAGUGUAGACAAAGAGCCCAUGGCUGACAGUUGCAUCUAUGAAUGUGUUCGGAACAAAAUCCAGUGUGUCUCAGUCACCAGAAUACCACUAAGAUCAAAGGCCAUUAGCUGUUGCAGGAAUGUUACUGAAGACAAACUGAUUCUGGGCUGUGAAGAUUCUUCAGUAAUUCUUUAUGAAACUCACCGUAGAGUGACUCUCUUAGCCCAGGCUGAACUUUUGCCUUCAUUAAUAAGCUGCCACCCAAGUGGCACAAUUCUGCUAGUUGGCAGCAGCCAAGGAGAGCUGCAAAUUUUUGAUAUGGCUCUAUCCCCUAUUCACAUCCAGCUCUUGGCUGAAGACCGCUCACCCAGGGAGACUCUGCAAUUCAAUAAAUGUUUUGAUGUUUCCAGCAGUCUUGUUCAAAUGCAGUGGAUAGCUCCGCAAGUUGUUUCUCAGAAGCCUGAAAGUGGGGACAUCUAUGAUCUCCUCUUCCUCAGAUUUGACAGAGGACCUUUGGGUGUACUUCUGUUUAAAUUUGGUAUCUUCACGCGAGGACAGCUGGGCCUGGUAGACAUCGUCUUCCAGUACCUUCACUGUGAUGAGAUCUAUGAGGCGAUAAACAUACUGAGCAGUAUGAACUGGGACACACUGGGCCACCAGUGCUUUAUCAGCAUGAGUGCCAUUGUAAACCAUCUUCUUAGACAAAAGCUCACUCCAGAGAGAGAAGAACAGCUUGAGGCAAGCCUUGGAACCUUCUAUGCUCCAACAAGACCACUCUUGGAUACAACUAUAUUGGAAUAUAGAGACCAAAUCAGCAAAUAUGCAAGGAGAUUCUUCCACCACUUGCUCAGGUACCAGAGAUUUGAAAAGGCAUUUCUGUUAGCUGUUGACAUCGGUGCUCGUGACCUGUUUAUGGAUAUCCAUUACCUUGCACUAGAUAAGGGUGAAUUGGCACUAGCUGAAGUGGCAAGAAAAAGAGCUAGCGACAUUGAUGCAGAAUCAAUAACUUCUGGAGUUGAACUCCUGGGGCCUUUGGACAGAGGGGAUAUGCUAAAUGACGCUUUUGUUGGCCUAUCUUUAACACCUCACCGAGAAGACACAUUUCCAGAUAAUUUUUGUUCAAUCCAUAGACAUAUUAUUCAACAAAGAACAUUGAAUGUCUCUUCUAACAGACAAGUAUUUGACAGAAGGGAUGAACUUGAAAAAGACAUCUGUGCUGAAUCUUUGAAGGAAGGAGAAAUGAGAGAAGACUGCAUAGGACAGGAAACUGGAGAUGGUGGUUCUCUCAGAAUGCUUCACUUUGGUUUGGUGUAAAAAGAAAUUUGUGUUUUACUUAAAAGAGACACCCACAUUUUUCACAUCUAAACUUUUUCAUGGCCUGAUACUGACUAAAAUCUCCCUGUAUGGAUUAAAAAGAGGAAAGACAGUAUGAAUUAGUUAAGAGUUUUAAAUUCAGAGUGUUUUCAAAGCAAAGUUUUAUUAGUUUCAAAAACAUGUAGCAUUAUGGCAAAGUGAUCCUAAAUAAAAGUCCUUAACUUAUUUUCAAUAAUGUAAAAUUUUGGAAGGUUCUUAAUUGUUAAGAUUCUUCAAAAGUAGAACACUUAAACUUGGUUCUUACAAGUAUUUUAUUUUAAACAUUUCCUCUUGUGCUCUUUUUUACAUUAUUAAUUUGCAUUAUGAUUGAAGUAUUAAGCAAAUAUUUCAGACCAGACCCAUUGUUGGGAGACAAUUUUCCAAGGAUCUCUUGAAUUACUGCUAUGAGGUACUGAUUCCCCCUUGGAGCAAGAUACUAUCUCCCUAUGGAACAAAGGACAGGCAUGCUUACUGCCCCGAAUGAAAGAUCAGAGUUCCCUAAGCUCAGAGUCCCUAUCCUUUACACAGUCCACUGAGUGUGAAGAUGUCAUCUAGCCCUCUUUACAUCACUCUUUACACCACCCACCUGGAAAUGGGGCUCAGAGAAUCAAUGCCCACCCCCCUAAAAAAGUUGAUUCUCUAUGUACUAUUACUGUGAGAAAUAAACUACUUUAUCUCUGACCCAGGAGUUUCAUGUCUUAUACCAGCACAAAACUGUAGUUUGGUAACUUGGCAGCUUGCAAGUAGGGUUAAAAUCUCAGAUCCUUUAUAAAGUUCUUGACACCCAUUCAUUUGUAGAUAGCAUAUAUUUUAUAAUUGUAUAAUAAAUGUCUAUAAUAAUGAACAUCUUUUUCAACCACUGUACAUGAGGUAAAUUAUAUAUUUAACUCUUAUGGCUAAAAGUUAAUUAGAUUGAAGGCUUUUAUACUUCAGGUUUUUCUCCCUAUUUCCUAUUCAUCUGUACCUCAACCAGAGGGUAUGGCAAAGAAAGAAGAUGAAACUCAAAUUACAUUUUUCAGUUUGCUAUUGCUCUGGAAAAGUUUUACUAAUGCAUAGUAUGUAAGUCAUACUAAAAAGAGAUGUAGAGUUACCAGCAAAUUUUCAUUUUACUAUUGCCAUCGUUCUUUAUCACAUUAAUCAAAAGUUAACUAAUUGAUAAGGAAAAAUUGUGAUUACAUCACAGAAAUGGCAGUAUGAGAUGUACUUCUUGAAAUCUCCCCUGGAAUUUAUAACAAGUUGAACAGCUAUAAUUCAACAAAGGACUCCCUGCUCAGCAUACAGGCACACCUGAGAGACCCACAAAUUGAAGGAAAAAAUUGUAUUGAGAAAGAUGUUUUUUUUAUCAAGAUGGCAACAUUUUCUCCAGAUUUUCUAGUAAAUAAUCAUUAACCAAAAAUACAAACUGCAUUUUU